This is a messenger RNA of Sorghum bicolor (sorghum), 2758 nucleotides long. Its product is annotated as PTI1-like tyrosine-protein kinase At3g15890. Gene Ontology annotation, cellular component: plasma membrane. The record is from RefSeq and is a predicted model, not a curated record. The coding region runs from base 1256 to 2416 and encodes 386 amino acids. Gene Ontology annotation, molecular function: ATP binding; protein kinase activity. The transcript is spliced from 4 exons. Lineage: Eukaryota; Viridiplantae; Streptophyta; Magnoliopsida; Poales; Poaceae. Gene Ontology annotation, biological process: protein phosphorylation.
UUUCGUAUAUGAAAUAAUAGAAAUCAAUAAAGAAAGCAAAUACAAGUCCUUUAAUCAGUCAUGUCAACCAUACAUUCCUUUCUUAUCCAAUUAAAAUAUAGCUAUCUACCUUCCCUCAUCAACACAAUUUAGAUUUCCCACUUUACAAAUUAAAUUGUGUCAACACCCCACUUUCAGAUGCAACAAAUAUCUGAAUAUCAUAUACCUCGUUGUGAAGACAAGAAGAUAAGACAAACCCAUAAAUAGAGUGGGAUUGCUCAUGCGGCCUGAUUGCAAUAAUCUCAAAUUCAGAUAUGUGCAUCAGUAUAGAGACACUAGAUGAUGAUCAGCAGCAAGCAAGCUGACAAAAUAAAACUGAAUUUGGGCUCUGAAUCUAACAAAUGUUGCUUCCUCUGCAUUCUUCAGACGGGAUUCCUUUUUUUCGAUAUAUCAAGUGGUUUGUCAGGUCGUGCACGAGCUUUCUAUGGAUUUCCAUUUCAUUGACCAAUCCAAGUGACAUCUUCAUCUAUAAACAAAUGGAAGCGGCAGCAGUCACUAGCAGAUUAGGUGUGGUAAGUGGUGUAAAUAUCCCUUUGUUUUUGUGCUGUUGCCUGCGCUGGAUCGCUUCAAUUAUCUGCUCAGAGAAACAGGGAAAUUGCUGACUUAUUCAAAACUCAAAAGCUAGGAGCCUACUUGCACAUAUCUCAGACAAAUGCAUUGAGCCACAUGAAAAGAAACAAGGAAAGCUCGGAGACAGUUUGAACCAACCCCUGUUAUGAGUCAUAACUUGGUGCUACUGCUCUGUCGAUUUCAACUGUCUGACUGACCUGGUCACUAGCAUGAAGGGGUUAUGUGUCAUAUAAUUCAUUUGAUAUUCUAAUGAAUAGUACAGUGGUCAGUCUCAGUCAUAUGAUGGGCAACGAGCACAACCACCAGAUAGUGUAGCUACUCACUCAAGUUCAGAGAAUCAGAGUUUAUAUUAGCCUGGUUUGUGUUUAUAUAGAAGUGGUGUGCGUUCUAGAGAUUGACCACACCUUCACAGCAGGGGAAUGUCACUGUUAUAGGAGUGAAGUCUCCAAGGAGAGGCGCGAUAAUUUAGCCAGCGAGACAAACAAAAAGCUAGACUUAACUAGCUGCCCCUGGAAACAUUCUCUCUUCCAGCCUCGGUUUCUCACCUGGAUCCGCAUCCAGAGAUUGGUCGUCCUCCUCCUCGUCCCCUAGGUCGCACUUCCCUCUGCGGCGCGCACGAUUCGUCGAUCGGUUGGUCCGGGUAGAGAUGAUCAACAGGUGCUUCUGCUGCGUCGCCGGCGACGAUGAGCCGGAGCCAGCCGCUCCACCACCCGCCGGUACCGGUCGUCGCACUCGCAGGACGAAUCCGUCGAGGACACCUAAGAACAGGAGUAUCGAGUAUCCAUGGGAGAUCUACAGCCUCAAGGAGCUCCUGCAGGCGACCAACAACUUCAACGAGAACAACAAGCUCGGGGAGGGCGGAUUCGGCACCGUCUACUGGGGCCGCACCGCCAAGGGCGUCGAGAUCGCGGUGAAGCGGCUCAAGGCGAUGACGGCCAAGGCGGAGAUGGAGUUCGCCAUCGAGGUGGAGAUCCUCGGCCGUGUCCGGCACAAGAAUCUUCUCAGCCUCCGCGGUUUCUACGCCGGCGGCGACGAGCGCCUCAUCGUCUAUGACUACAUGCCCAACCACAGCCUACUGACGCAUCUCCACCCCCAACGCGGCGCCCCCUCCUCCCAGCAGCAUCAGCCUCUCGACUGGGCACGCCGCGUUGCCAUAGCCAUCGGUGCCGCCGAGGGCCUCGCUUACUUGCACCACGAGGCGAACCCGCACAUCAUACACCGGGACAUCAAGGCGAGCAACGUGCUGCUGGACGCGGACUUCGUUCCUAAGGUCGCCGACUUCGGGUUCGCCAAGCUCAUACCCGACGGCGUGUCGCACCUGACGACGAGGGUGAAGGGCACGCUGGGCUACCUGGCGCCGGAGUACGCCAUGUGGGGGAAGGUCUCCGAGAGCUGCGACGUCUACAGCUUCGGCGUGCUCCUCCUGGAGCUCGUCAGCGCGCGCCGGCCGCUCGAGAAGCUCCCCGGGGGCGUCAAGCGCGAGAUCGUGCAGUGGGCGGCGCCGCUGGUGGACCGCCGCAAGUGGGAGCGCAUCGCGGACCCGCGCCUCGCCGGACGGUUCGACGCGCAGCAGCUCCGCGCCGUGGUCGAGGCCGCCAUGCUGUGCACGCAGAGCAACGCCGAGAGCCGGCCGGCCAUGGCCGAGGUGGUCGAGAUGCUCAGGUUCAGUGGGGAGCGGCGGACAACCAAGGAGAUCGUCCCGGUGGUCGCCGCAAGCAGCGAGAUGACCACCCCAGACCUGCAAGACGUCACCGGCAGCAGCGAGCCCCUGGACAGGCGGAGCUGGAAGGUGGCCAAGCUGAGGUGACGACGAUCGAUCGUCCAUCCAGAUUCAGGCAUGUGUUAUCAUAUGCAAUUGAGGUGCAAAAUGGUUAGUGCACAUUUAGCAGAUUGCACUGUUAAUUCAUAAGGUUACGCAAACGGUGCUGAUGAUGGUGUGUUUGGUGGGAGAAAUCAAGAGUUUUUAAUCCUCUCGCCUGCAAAGUUUUGUUUGCUUGCGUUGUGGGGUUUGUUGCAUUUGCUUAUUAUUUGUUCGAUAUAAUAUAUAUGGGAGCUAGCAGAUGUGCACAUAAUCAAUAUUUCUUAUGUACAUAGAUACUUUGGGAUAUUCAACCCCGAGAGGGCCGUUUAUGUUUUGUAUGGUUUAGAG